CUCAAUAUAAAUUGCCACUCCUCAUACAGGGAAUAUUCUUCCACCGAUUGCGAGGUGACAACAAGCUCUCUAACCUUACCAGGUGAAUUGUUCUCCACUUGAGGUCAAGUUCAAGAGCCAAUGGCGCAUCCCUUGAUUGAGUGGAACUCGGGCCUCUUGGACUGUUGUGAUAACAUAAGUUCUUGUUGCUACGGUUUCUGGUGCUGCCCAUGCCUUGCCUGCACGGUUUCAGGAAGCUUUGGAGAGAACCGUUGUCUCCCGUUGUGUGACAUGUGCAGCCCCGCCAUAACAGCAGCCAUCGGACUGCCUCUGUGUGUGCCUCCUGCAGGCUUGUCUCUACGGGUUGGCAUUCGAAACAGAUAUGGCAUCAAGGGCUCUGUCUGUAAGGACAUAGCGACUUCCUGUUUCUGCUCCUGGUGCUCCUGGUGUCAGAUGCAUCGAGAGUUAAGACAUCGCAAGAAAAACACGGUCGUCAUUGUCAACAUGCAGCCUCCUCCAGUGAUGAUGGCUCCAGUGAUGAUGGCUCCAGUGAUGAUGGCUCCACAUUCUGCUGGUUUUGUGAGCCAACCAUGAUUUGUUAUGGUUAAUUGAUACUGAACCUUGUGACUUCUAAUUGGUGUGUCUUUCAAAAGAAAAUGUGAUUUAGCUCAGAUCUAUUAUCUGUAGUAGUAGUAGUCUAUGUUUUGACAGUGAUAUACAACAUUGUAAUCAUUUUGAAUUCUGAGCUUGCUGGAAAUUUGUCAGUCCCAUAAUGCUACAAUAUUUAUAAUCAUUGGAUACUAUGGUGGAAGUUGUAAAGUUCUCAAGAUGAAGUAUCAGGAGAAAAUUCACAAAUAAGAUUUUUAAAAGCUUAUCUCGUGCUCUGCAUCUAUUUGUGGAUAUUACCAAGCAGUCUGUUGCUGCUUUAAGUUAUUUAUCAUUAAAACACACCGUGUCAUGUUGUGUACCCAAAUGGCUUUCUGGAGGACUUUAAAACUAUGUCUGCAACAAUAAUCACAUCAAAAAUAAGGAUUAAUUUAGAAAAACCGUUUUUUGUCCAAUUUGAGGAAUUUUGUGUUGGGAUUUUUCUGUAAUUUUCUGUUUUUAUUAAAUGAGAUCUCAGUAUAGUACCUUUUUCAUUAGUCAACAUAUAUUAAUGUGUUGACUGAGUGUCUGGUAAUAAUAGCACCAUUCUGCUUUGUGUAACCUCUGCUCCUCCCUUGAGAAAAACUGUUUUUUGAAUGUGUGUCGAUGUCAGUGAAAUAAAUGAAAAAUGUAGAAAAACAUGAAAAUACUUUAGAAAAUAUUAGUAACACAGUACUUUGCUAAACACAAGUGUCAAUAUUUCAUUAGUGACGAGUACCGAGAGAUCUCAAGACAUCCAUGUAGAGGCUCAUGUUGUUACUCUUUUAAGAACAUGUUUGGCAGAACAUUUUUAAAGUUGAGAAAGCCCCACAAACUGGAAGUUAGCACCUGGGGGGGUUGGUAGCUGGCUCCCAGACCCCGAUGUGAGCACUAGAGCGCUCUCAGGAGACACUCCACAAAAGACGGUCCUCCACAAGACCGCUAGCAGAUAUCCCACCGAUCUCCCGCUGGUUCUCUGGCGGGGAGCAGAGCCAGUGGGGACAGCUGAAGGGCUGUGGGAUAGAGCCAGGUCACUAGGAGUCAAGUAAGGGCCGCAGGACUUGAAUCCUUGGGAAACACCCUGCGGUGUCUUUUUUGCUACUAUCUGUUGCGAGAGCCAGAGUCAGCUUCAUCACCUUUAAAACUUCUCAAUAUUCAAAGCAUUCAUUAGGCAGCAAACAACUAUUUGCUAUUUAGCACCUUUAAGUAUUCACACCCAGAUUACCUUAAAUCUUCCAUAAACUAAAGUUAAAACUUGAUUGUGCUGCUUUAAUCUGUCGGCUUCAUUUUUUUUCCACGUGUGUCAAUGUAAAAGUCUAUGUAGCUUUCCAGUUAGCUCUCCUGGUAUCUCUCCAGGUAGCUCUCCGGUUAGCUCUCCUGGUAGCUCUACUGGUAGCUCUACUGGUAGCUCUCUCUUUCCCUUUCCAGUCUAUGUAACCUGUCAAUCUAAUGAAGGAAAAAAUGGGCUAAAAAAUACUCUCAAGAAAAGUAUACAAGACUUCUUAAAUGCUUUCAAUUAAUAAAUAAAGAUAGUUCUUGUUGACAC
Messenger RNA from Cyclopterus lumpus (lumpfish), 2149 nucleotides. RefSeq names its product cornifelin homolog A-like. The transcript has 4 exons. The record is from RefSeq and is a predicted model, not a curated record. Bases 121 to 573 code for a protein of 150 amino acids. Lineage: Eukaryota; Metazoa; Chordata; Actinopteri; Perciformes; Cyclopteridae.